Messenger RNA from Lutra lutra (Eurasian river otter), 3917 nucleotides. It is a transcript of the gene ZBTB49, whose product is annotated as zinc finger and BTB domain containing 49. The transcript is spliced from 9 exons. The record is from RefSeq and is a predicted model, not a curated record. Gene Ontology annotation, molecular function: RNA polymerase II cis-regulatory region sequence-specific DNA binding; protein binding; DNA-binding transcription factor activity, RNA polymerase II-specific. Bases 1168 to 3462 code for a protein of 764 amino acids. NCBI's taxonomy places the organism in Eukaryota, Metazoa, Chordata, Mammalia, Carnivora, Mustelidae. Gene Ontology annotation, cellular component: nucleus. Gene Ontology annotation, biological process: regulation of transcription by RNA polymerase II.
CGGAAGUGACGCAACAACAGGAACUUCCGCCAUUGGAUCUCCGACGGAAGUGUGUGAGGCUGUGAGGAGUGGGGAUUAUGUAGUUUUCGCGGUUUUAGUUGGGGAAACUCUAGGGUGGGGUUGGGUUCGCAACCUCCGGGUUCGAGUACACAGACAGAAUCUGAAUUUCAAAAAAUACGACCCUGCCCCCGCGGAAGAGAUCCCAGUUGGAUUCCGACCUACGGAAGCCCAGAAGGACCAGGUUUACCAGUGCCGCCAAAUGCGUGCCAGGCGAGGAUGCGCGGCUAAGUGGCGCUGCCUGUUUCCCUCGGCUCUUUACUGACCCAGCCUCCUCUGACUCCCCUGAGCCCAGAGCAUCUUAGCACCCCGGCUUCUUCCCUGCUUUUCCUCUUCAGGAGUCGUCCAGCUAGACUUGAAAGGGCCGAAGGCAGCCCCGGGAGGAGGAAAGGCCAGCCGCCAGGUCCCAGUGCCCGCUGCCCAGCCUCGAUCCUCGCCCCUGCCUUGGAUGGGCUUGGGCAAGACAUAAACCUCUCUGGGCCUGUAUCCUCUUCGGCACCACGGGAGAUAACCCGCCUAUACCUUGGAUCUGUUGUGGGGCUUAGUGGGGAGCGCGCGUGUGUGGUUCAUGUUAGCACCCUCCCGACUCGUGAGAAAUUGCCUCUGCCAGGAACGUGGGAGCCGAAUUUGUCCUUGGCCGGAGAACUGCCGCUUCCCAUCACGUACAUCAACCAAGAAAGACUGUGUCACGAAUUCACAAGCUUUUUCCAGCAGGAGACCCGUUUAUUACUCUCCUACCCGGCUCUAUGCAUCAUGUGUUGAGAAAUUUUGUGCUUAACUAUUGCAGUAUGAUUACUGAGCACCUGCUAUUUGCUGGGAACUGUUAGACAUUAUGCUUGGCAAUAGAUAAAGACGAGUAAGAGAUCACGUUGCCCUUGAGGCACUCCUGGACCGAAGAUGACCACAGAGAACUACUACAGUGUAGUGCAGUGUUUAUAAAUGUACAGAAGCUUUUUUGUUAAUUCAGUCAGCGUUUUCUGAGCAGCCAUAUCCACUAAAGUGCUGGGGACAGAGGGUUAGAAGCCUUGUCAACAGGAAGUGAAUUCUUCCUAUCAAAUACAGUCUUCUGUUGAUUGUCUCCUUGCAAGAAGGUCUCCCGGGUGGUUGAGCAUGGACUCAGUGGCUACGCACAGCUGCCAUCUCCUCCAGCAGCUGCAUGAGCAGCGCAUUCAAGGCCUGCUUUGUGACUGUAUGUUGGUUGUGAAAGGAGUGUGCUUUAAAGCACAUAAGAAUGUUCUAGCAGCGUUCAGUCAGUAUUUUAGGAGCCUCUUUCAGAAUUCUUCAGGCCAAAAAAGUGAUGUUUUUCACUUGGAUAUUAAAAAUGUGAGUGGCAUUGGGCAGAUCCUGGACUUCAUGUACACCUCUCACCUAGAUCUUAACCAGGACAAUAUACAAGUAAUGUUGGACACAGCCCAGUGUUUGCAAGUUCAGAAUGUUCUGAAUCUGUGUCACACAUUUUUAAAAUCAGCCACUGUGGAGCAGCUCCCAGGCGUGGCUUGUGACAGCACAUUCUCCCUGCAGGGUGCUCUGCCUGCAGAAGCACACUGUGCCGGGAGCGAAAACUACCCUCCUCAUUUGCUGCAGGAGUGUCCCGCCGAUGUCCAGCAGAGUCAGGUUCUGGCCGACUCCCACACUUCCCCUCCACUGUCCGUGACUCUCCCUCAUUGUGCCAGCGAGGCAUCCAAACAAGCACCCGACGUGCUAGACGGCCCCUGCCCUGAGUUGCCUUUCAGACAGCCGAGUUACUACUACAAGCUCAGAAACUUCUACAGCAAGCACUACUACAAACAGGCUGCGGGUCCUGGCCAUGACAGGACGGCUGAGCAGCCCCGCUCUUUCCGCACAGCUGCAGACCUCGGGGCCAGCGACAGCCAGCCUUGCCCCGGCAGUCACCCCGAAUGUGUCCUGGAGUCUUCAGAGCACUUGCCUCCCCACUUCUUGGCCCCGCCCUUGAGCGACUCAGCCCCAGACCCCGAGUCGGACAACCCAUGCCAGCCGCCCACCAGACAGCUGAGGCUCAAAAAGGCCAUUCACCUUAAGAAGCUAAAUUUCCUUAAGUCCCAGAAAUCGGCGGAGCGGCCCUCCGAAGCCAAGCCGGACGACAGCUUAAUGAAGAGGGUAGAAUGUGCUGGUGCAAAUACUACAGAGAAAGCCAGCAGCCAUGGUGCUGAAGAAAACGAAGGCGAAGACCUCGUCCAUGCUGAGCAUUUUAACUGCAUUAACGAAACAGAGAGGCCCGAAGAGGCUGCCACGAUGGAGGACCCGGCCCAGAUGCUUCCGUCACAGAGACAGUACACGUGUGAAUUGUGUGGGAAACCUUUUAAACACCCAAGCAAUUUGGAGCUUCACAAACGGUCACAUACAGGUGAGAAACCUUUUGAAUGUAACAUUUGUGGGAAACAUUUCUCUCAGGCAGGUAACUUGCAGACUCACUUACGUCGGCAUUCUGGUGAAAAACCAUACAUCUGCGAGAUCUGUGGAAAGAGGUUUGCAGCGUCUGGUGAUGUCCAGCGUCACAUCAUUAUCCACUCGGGAGAGAAGCCACACUUGUGUGACAUCUGUGGGCGAGGGUUCAGUAACUUCAGUAACUUGAAGGAGCACAAGAAGACGCACACGGCCGAUAAAGUCUUCACCUGUGAUGAGUGCGGCAAGUCCUUCAACAUGCAGAGGAAGCUGGUAAAGCACCGGAUUCGGCACACAGGGGAGCGGCCCUACAGCUGUCCCGCCUGCGGCAAGUGUUUCGGGGGCUCUGGUGACCUGCGCCGGCAUGUGCGUACGCACACUGGGGAGAAGCCGUAUGUGUGUGACAUCUGCGGCAAGUGCUUCACGCGCUCCGCAGUGCUCCGGCGGCACAAAAAGAUGCACUGCCGGCCCGACGGGGCCCAGGACACGCUCGACGGGCUCGCUCACGCCGUCGAGGCCUCCGACCUGGACAGAUCGCAGAGCUCGGACUCCUUUUCCCAGGACGUGUCUGUGACUCUGAUGCCCGCGGCAGUCAAGCUAUCCGGGCACCCAGCAGAGGAUUCAGUGACAGAGUUUGACGGCCACACCGCCAGCUCCUUCUGCAAGUUCCGGCCCACGGGGCAGCCACCCGGAGUGGGAGAGCCGGAGAAGCUGGGGCUGGACCCUGGCCAGCUCACCAAGCCUCUGCGGCAGCCCACACAGCCUCCGGCCUAUGCCUACCCAGAUGUGGCCGCUGCGGCCAGCGAGCCUUCACUGCAGCCCGACGGCCUGUCCCUGGGCCGCUCGUCCCUGGCCACACUGGACAACCACUGUGGUGAUGCGCUGGGCAGCCGCGGGGCCACCACACCGUACAGGAACUCCGAGGGGCAGUUCUUCUCCAGCAUGACGCUCUGGGGGCUGGCCAUGAAGACGCUGCAGAAUGAAAACGAGCUAGACCAGUGACAUCUGGAGGCAGCAUUCCCAGCCUCGGAGCUUUUUCUGAGCCCAGUGGACCGGUGUCCGUGCUUCGGUAGAGAGCAUUGUCCCCGUGGUGGCCCUUUCUCACCAGCCCGAGAAUAGUUGGACCAUUUCGUGCUGAUGGUGACUGACGACUGGAAGCUUCUGGAGCCCACAACUGGGGAAGAAGGCCCAGCGGCUCCCCGUGCACGCAGAUGCAGGAGUGGAGGAACAGACAGCCUGGGAAACCAUCCCGCUGACCUUCACCGGUGCGAAGGGGUCAACUACUGUACGUCUCAGUCACAUUAAAGGGGAAAAUCUAUAUAUGGACACACAAAUAUGUUUGCAUUUUUACAUGAUUGAAAUUUGUACUGUUUUGUAUUUUUAUUUACACAGAAAGUUUAUUUGUAUAUGAAACCCAUGCUAUAAUUUAAUUUGAAUAAGUGAAACUUGACUUUCUA